Messenger RNA from Strigops habroptila (Kakapo), 1995 nucleotides. It is a transcript of the gene HSDL1, whose product is annotated as hydroxysteroid dehydrogenase like 1. Gene Ontology annotation, molecular function: oxidoreductase activity. NCBI's taxonomy places the organism in Eukaryota, Metazoa, Chordata, Aves, Psittaciformes, Psittacidae. Bases 300 to 1304 code for a protein of 334 amino acids. The transcript is spliced from 5 exons. The record is from RefSeq and is a predicted model, not a curated record.
CGGGACACCGCCGGAAGGGAAGGCUCGGCCCGGCCCCGCGGGUUAGACGCUCUGCGCCGGUAACAACCGCUGGAGGGCGGCGGGUUCCUCCCCGUGGGCCGUGGCUGGGGCGUGGUUUCCCUCCGGGGCAGCCCGGCCCUGGCCGGGGCUGAGCGCGGUGCUGAGGCGCCGGGCCAAGGCCCGCCUGUCGCUGGGGCUGGUCGGGGAGAGCGCGCCUCGAGCCCGCUGUCCUUCCCGGGAGGGGUGAGGCCUGCGUCUCGGGGUGCACUUGGUCACGGCCCUAAAGCAAGUGUCGGCUUAUGGUCACCAUGGCUGCAGUGGAUCAUUUCCACCUCUUGUACAGAGAGAUCAGUCGUUCCUGCAAUUUUUACAUAGAGGCCCUGGCUGUAGUUGGAGCUUGGUACACAAUCAGGAAGUGUAUGUCCCUUGCGGUUGACACUUACAGCAUGCUUAGGUUGCAUGUAAUUCCAAAGCUGGGUGGCGAGAUUGAUCUUGUCAAGCGCUAUGGAAAAUGGGCCGUGGUCACUGGUAGCACAGAUGGUGUUGGGAAGGCAUAUGCUGAAGAACUAGCGAAGCGUGGUGUGAACAUUAUCUUAAUCAGCCGAAACAAAGAGAAGCUGGAGGCUGUAUCUAAAAGCAUAUCUGAAACCUAUAAAGUGGAAACAGAUUUCAUAGUAGCUGACUUCAGCAAGGGUCGUGAGCCUUACCCAGCCAUUAAGGAGGCUCUGAAAGACAGAGAAAUUGGGAUUUUGGUUAAUAAUGUAGGAAUGUUUUAUUCCUACCCGGACUAUUUUACCAAUCUGUCUGAGGAUAUACUGUGGGACAUGAUCAACGUAAAUAUUGCUUCUGCUAACAUGAUGACACAUAUUGUGCUGCCAGGCAUGCUAGAGAAGAAGAAGGGUGCAAUUGUGAAUGUUUCUUCUGGAUCCUGUUGUCAGCCAACACCAAUGUUGACGAUCUAUGGUGCUUCUAAAACCUACCUGGACUAUUUCAGUAGAGCACUACAUCAUGAGUGUGCCUCAAAAGGAAUUUUUGUUCAGAGUUUAACUCCAUUUGUCAUUUCUACUAAAAUGACAACACUCAGUGGCAUGGCAGCAAAGAGAUCUUUCUUUUUUCCUUCUGCUGAAGAAUAUGCAAGUCAUGCUAUUUCUACUCUUGGGUUAUCCACAAGGACUACUGGUUACUGGAAGCAUGCAAUAAAGUUCACGUUGGGUGAGCGCCUGCCUGAAUGGAUCUGGGCAUGGUUUUCAUUGUAUAUUUUCAGAAUUACACGCAAGGAAGCUUUAACACACGAAGUGAAAUAGGAGUAUUCAGAUGUCCUGUGGAACGAGUACUAUCUAUUCUGAUCAGAGUGCUGCAAAAAUGUUUAGUGAAUGCUGGUGGGCUUACUGUAACUUACCCAUACCUUGCUGCAUGUAACCUAGACAUCAGAAGGCUGGAUCCUCUCUGCAUUGUUGCAUUAAACCGCUCUUCUGCUGCUUUCUACUGUGAUAGAGAGCUAAUCUUGUUGAGGUUAACGUCUGUUCACUUUCUCUUCAAGGUUGUUGGGCAGUUGUCUCUUGCCUCUACAUGAUGUCAGCUUGCAAAGUUGACACAAUUUGAGAAUUCUCCAAAUGUGUUAGAAAUGGGCCCCCCAAAACAUGACACUGUUCAAAAAGACAAUCCCUGUCAACUGUAUUAAGUUUCCUUAAUAUGUAGUUUUGCAAACUUUUCUGUCUUCUAAUGGUAGAUGUUUGUAUGUUUUAAGUGCAAAUGUUGUUGCUUUUGAAUGAUGUUAUUUAAGGAACUUCUAAAGGUGCAUGGCAAGAAACUGUUAUCCUGGAGAUUGUUUAAAUGAUUGAAAAGGUUUUACAGAGCUGUAAAGGAAUUUGAAGGUAAGCUUGUAUGCUUGCUUAUUCAAAGUGUCAGUGAUCUUGAUAAUACUUUAAAUACUGCUUCAGCAAUCUGAAAUACAGCUGGAGUAUUGAAUAAAGAAUAUAAAAAUAUAAAAACAUA